GAGCGGCGGGAGCGGGGCCGGGCGGGAGCGGCCGGGAUCCCCCGGGAGCCCCCGGGGCCAGCGAGGCGGCCAUGCCGAGCAAGAAGAAGAAAUACAACGCGCGCUUCCCGCCGGCGCGGAUCAAGAAGAUCAUGCAGACGGACGAGGAGAUCGGGAAGGUGGCGGCCGCCGUGCCCGUCAUCAUCUCGCGGGCCCUGGAGCUGUUCCUGGAGUCGCUGCUGCGCAAGGCGUGUCACGUGACCCAGUCCCGCAACGCCAAGACCAUGACGACGUCACACCUGAAGCAGUGCAUCGAGCUGGAGCAGCAGUUCGACUUCCUCAAGGACCUGGUGGCCGCCGUGCCCGACAUGCAGGGGGACGGCGACGACGGGCACGGCGACGGGGACAGGGCGCCCCGCAGGGGGCGCCGCCCCGGCAGUGGCCGCAAGAACGGGGGUCCCGGGGCCAAGGGGACCCCGAAACAGUCGGGGACAGACUCGGAGCAGGAGGAGGACUCUGAGGACAGCGACAGCGAUGGGGACGAGGAGACCCCGGCCCCGCCCCCGGCCCCGCCCCCGCUCACCUUCACCAGCCCCGGGGUCCCCUUCGCCCCCCUGGGCCCCCCCUCCCUCCCUGGGGGUCUCCCUGGGGGGCUCCCCCCGGCCCCCGGCCCCCCCCGCGCCCGCCACGAGGAGGAGGAGGAUGAAGAUUACGACUCCUAGCGCCCCCCCCCCCCGUUUUUACCGAUUUCUCCAGAAUUUCCCCCAAUCCGGGCUCGGGCCUGGCCCCAGUUUGGAGGGGCUGGGGGGCACUGGGACCCCCCCGGACGCAGCCGGGACCCCUUUUUGGGGGUGGGGGGCUC
Molecule: messenger RNA, 841 nt
Organism: Melospiza melodia melodia
Lineage: Eukaryota; Metazoa; Chordata; Aves; Passeriformes; Passerellidae
Gene: DRAP1
Product: DR1 associated protein 1
Exons: 7
Coding region: 72-701 (209 amino acids)
Biological process (GO): transcription by RNA polymerase II
Cellular component (GO): nucleus; negative cofactor 2 complex
Molecular function (GO): RNA polymerase II general transcription initiation factor activity; protein heterodimerization activity; core promoter sequence-specific DNA binding
Source: RefSeq, a predicted model, not a curated record